GCAUGAUCAAAGACAAUUAACAGCCACAAUCCCUUCUCUCUCUCUCUCCUUCCUCUUCUUAUGGAUCAUCAUCAACCCACAAUCCAAAAACAACAGUUUUUUCUUUUCCCAAUUAUAAUCAAGAGAGGACUUGUUUAUGCAAUAUCUUUUCUUGUUAUCAUAAUCUCUUCAGUCUUCUUUGUCUCUGAUCUUAUAGCUCCUUUCGGACCCCAGCAACUUUUUCGUUUUGAUUUCUUGUCACAAAUCCAACUUAACAGUAAUAAAAGAUCAUCAUCAUCAUCAUCAAAGGAAACCUGUGAUUACUCUACUGGAAGAUGGGUUCGGGACGAAAGUUACAAGAUUCAAUCCUAUGAUGAAACAUGCCCGUUUCUUGAUCCCGGUUUCCGGUGCCGGAGAUGUGGAAGGAAAGACGUAGAGUAUCUGAACUGGCGAUGGCAACCUGAGGGCUGUGAUAUACCAAGGUUUAAUGCAAGCGACCUUCUAGAGAGGAGCAUGAAUGGGAGGAUUGUGUUUGCUGGAGAUUCUAUUGAAAGAAACCAGUGGGAGUCAUUCCUGUGCAUGCUAAGCCAAGGAGUUCCAAAUAAGUCAACAAUAUAUGAAGAGCAUGGGAACCCCAUAACCAAACACAAGGGCUUCCUCUCUCUGCGUUUCAGUGAAUACAACCUGACUGUAGAAUAUUAUAGGGUGCCUUUCCUGGUAUCUGUUGGCCGGCCGCCAGUUAAUUCCUCAGUUGAUGUCAAGAUGACCGUAAAGGUCGACCGCUUGCACUGGUUUUCCACAAAGUGGGUAGGGGCAGACAUUCUGGUUUUCAGUGGAGGCCAUUGGUGGAAUGAAGAUAAAACAGUGAAGAUGGGCUGUUACUUUGAGGAUGGGGGGAAAGUAAACAUGUCCAUGAAUGUGAUGGAGGCAUUUCAAAGAUCUUUGCAGACAUGGAAGUCAUGGGCAUUAGAGAGUUUGGAUCCUGAAAGAACUCACAUUUUCUAUCGCAGCUUCUCACCGGUGCAUUACAGGAAUGGCACAUGGAACACUGGGGGACGGUGUGAUGUGGACAUGCAACCAGAGACAAAUUACAUGAAUCUGGAACCUGAGCCAGUGAAUAAUCAAUUGAUUUCCAACAUAAUAAAACAGAUGGAAUUGGAAUACAGAAUAAAGAAUAUUCAGUACUUAAAUAUCACACAUCUGACACGGUUCAGGUUCGAUGGUCACCCUUCAGUCCAUCGCGAGCCAGGCACUCCAGUUCCUGCUCCACAAGACUGCAGCCACUGGUGCCUGCCCGGAAUACCAGACAUAUGGAAUGAAAUUCUCUAUGCUCAUUUAUUGUCAAUGGAAUUCAGAAAGCGAUGAUCUUACCU
Molecule: messenger RNA, 1352 nt
Organism: Ricinus communis (castor bean)
Lineage: Eukaryota; Viridiplantae; Streptophyta; Magnoliopsida; Malpighiales; Euphorbiaceae
Product: protein trichome birefringence-like 9
Exons: 4
Coding region: 61-1344 (427 amino acids)
Cellular component (GO): Golgi apparatus
Molecular function (GO): O-acetyltransferase activity
Source: RefSeq, a predicted model, not a curated record